Drosophila bipectinata is the source of this 3857-nucleotide messenger RNA. It is a transcript of the gene Sf3b3, whose product is annotated as splicing factor 3b subunit 3. Gene Ontology annotation, biological process: mRNA splicing, via spliceosome. Gene Ontology annotation, molecular function: protein binding; U2 snRNA binding. Lineage: Eukaryota; Metazoa; Arthropoda; Insecta; Diptera; Drosophilidae. Gene Ontology annotation, cellular component: nucleus; U2 snRNP. The record is from RefSeq and is a predicted model, not a curated record.
CACGAGGUUCAUAGGUCUUUUUCAUUUUUUUCCGGCACGAAGCAGAUGUGAAAAAUGGAGCCGGCUUUGUAAUCAGUGAAAAUUAAUCCAAGUGCAUCGCUGGUGAAAUGUGCUAAAUCACCCAUUUAACUAGCCAAAGAGAGAACACCGCCAUGUAUCUGUACAACCUGACGCUGCAGAAGGGCACCGGUGUGACCCACGCGGUCCACGGCAACUUCUCCGGCGGCAAGCAGCAGGAGGUGCUCCUCUCACGUGGCAAGUCGCUGGAGCUCCUGCGACCUGACUCGAACACAGGCAAAGUGCACACGCUCAUGUCCACGGAGAUCUUUGGAUGCAUUCGUGCCCUGAUGGCGUUCCGACUGACGGGAGGAACUAAAGAUUACAUCGUUGUGGGCUCUGACUCUGGACGCAUUGUGAUCCUCGAGUACAUUCCCUCGAAGAAUGCCCUGGAGAAGGUGCACCAGGAGACGUUCGGCAAGUCGGGAUGCCGACGCAUUGUCCCUGGCCAAUACUUUGCCAUCGAUCCCAAGGGACGAGCCGUGAUGAUUGGCGCCGUGGAGAAGCAGAAGCUGGCGUACAUCAUGAACCGUGACACCCAGGCCCGCCUCACGAUCUCAUCUCCCCUGGAGGCGCACAAAUCGAACACCCUGACCUAUCACAUGGUGGGCGUGGAUGUGGGUUUCGAUAAUCCCAUGUUUGCCUGCCUGGAGAUCGACUACGAGGAAGCCGACUUGGAUCCAUCCGGUGACGCCGCCCAGCGCACUCAGCAGACCCUGACCUUCUACGAACUGGACUUGGGCCUGAACCACGUCGUCCGCAAGUACUCCGAACCCCUGGAGGAACACGCCAACUUCUUGGUUUCCGUUCCUGGCGGCAAUGACGGUCCCUCGGGUGUGCUCAUUUGCUCGGAGAACUAUCUGACCUACAAGAAUCUCGGCGAUCAACACGAUAUCCGUUGUCCCAUACCGCGCCGGCGGAACGAUCUCGAUGACCCGGAGCGGGGCAUGAUCUUCAUUUGCUCGGCCACCCAUCGCACCAAGAGCAUGUACUUCUUCCUGCUCCAGACCGAGCAGGGCGACAUAUUCAAGAUCACACUGGAAACCGACGACGAUGUGGUGUCGGAGAUCAAGUUGAAGUACUUCGACACAGUUCCUCCGGCCACUGCCAUGUGUGUGCUCAAGACGGGGUUCUUGUUCGUGGCCAGUGAGUUUGGCAACCACUACCUUUACCAAAUUGCCCACCUGGGUGACGAUGAUGACGAGCCCGAGUUCAGCUCCGCCAUGCCGCUGGAGGAGGGAGAGACCUUCUUCUUUGCCCCGCGUGCUCUCAAGAACCUGGUGUUGGUGGACGAGCUGCCGUCGUUUGCUCCCAUCAUCACCAGUCAGGUGGCUGAUCUGGCCAACGAAGAUACUCCCCAGUUGUACGUCCUGUGCGGGAGGGGACCUCGCUCCACGCUGAGAGUCCUCCGGCACGGCCUCGAGGUGUCCGAAAUGGCCGUUUCCGAGCUGCCCGGUAACCCCAACGCUGUCUGGACUGUAAAGAAACGAGCUGAUGACGAGUUCGAUGCCUACAUCAUCGUGUCCUUCGUGAACGCCACUCUGGUGCUGAGUAUCGGAGAGACCGUUGAGGAAGUCACGGACAGCGGCUUUCUCGGCACCACGCCCACGCUGUGCUGUGCCGCCCUGGGCGAUGAUGCCCUGGUCCAGGUCUAUCCCGAUGGAAUCCGGCACAUCCGCUCCGACAAGCGUGUGAACGAGUGGAAGGCGCCGGGCAAGAAGUCCAUCACCAAGUGCGCAGUCAAUCAGCGCCAGGUGGUCAUCACCUUGUCGGGAAGAGAGCUGGUCUACUUUGAAAUGGAUCCGACUGGCGAGCUUAAUGAAUACACGGAGCGCUCGGAAAUGCCUGCCGAGAUCAUGUGCAUGGCUCUGGGCACUGUUCCCGAUGGAGAACAGCGCUCCUGGUUCUUGGCUGUGGGUCUGGCGGACAACACAGUUCGAAUCUUGUCUCUGGAUCCGAACAACUGCCUCACUCCCUGCUCCAUGCAAGCCCUACCCUCGCCGGCAGAGUCCCUCUGCCUGGUGGAAAUGGGUCACACGGAAAGCACCACCAAUGCCGGAGGCAUGGAUGAGGACGCACCUGCCCAGCGCAGUGGCAGCAACAAGGGAACCAUCUAUCUGAACAUUGGCUUGAGCAACGGUGUGCUGCUGAGAACCGUACUGGAUCCAGUUUCCGGCGACUUGGCCGACACCAGGACCCGUUACUUGGGCUCGCGUCCGGUGAAGCUCUUCCGGAUCAAGAUGCAGGGCUCCGAGGCUGUGCUGGCCAUGUCCAGCAGGACCUGGCUGUCGUACUACCACCAGAACCGUUUCCACUUGACGCCUCUCUCGUAUGAGACCUUGGAGUACGCCUCCGGCUUCUCCAGCGAGCAGUGCAGCGAGGGUAUUGUGGCCAUCUCGACCAACACCCUGAGAAUUCUGGCUCUGGAGAAACUGGGAGCCGUUUUCAAUCAAGUGGCCUUCCCGCUCCAGUACACACCGCGCACCUUCGUCAUCCACCCGGAUACGGGUCGCAUGCUGAUUGCGGAAACGGAUCACAAUGCCUACACGGAGGACACCAAGAACGCCCGCAAGGAGCAGAUGGCAGAAGAGAUGCGCAGCGCUGCCGGGGAUGAGGAACGGGAGCUGGCCAGGGAAAUGGCCAACGCCUUCAUCAACGAGGUGCUCCCCGAAGACGUUUUCUCCGCUCCCAAGGCCGGUCUAGGCCUCUGGGCCUCCCAGAUCCGCUGCCUGGACGCCAUGCAUGGCCAGACGAUGUUCAGCGUGCCACUGACGCAGAACGAGGCCAUCAUGUCGAUGGCCAUGCUGAAGUUCUCCAUAGCAGCAGAUGGUCGCUACUACCUGGCUGUGGGCAUAGCCAAAGAUCUGCAACUGAAUCCGAGGAUCUCGCAGGGCGGCUGCAUAGACAUCUACAAGAUAGACCCCACCUGCUCGAGUCUGGAGUUCAUGCAUCGCACAGAAAUCGACGAGAUUCCGGGGGCAUUGUGCGGCUUCCAAGGUCGCCUGUUGGCCGGCUGUGGACGGAUGCUGAGAAUCUACGAUCUGGGCAAGAAGAAAAUGCUGCGCAAGUGCGAGAACAAGCACAUUCCCUACCAGAUAGUCAACAUCCAGGCCAUGGGUCACCGUGUUUACGUUUCGGACGUUCAGGAAUCGGUGUUCUUCAUUCGUUAUCGGCGGGCGGAGAACCAGUUGAUCAUCUUCGCCGACGACACGCAUCCUCGCUGGGUGACCGCCACCACCCUGCUGGACUACGACACCAUUGCCAUUGCCGACAAGUUUGGCAACUUGAGCAUCCAGCGCUUGCCGCAUUCCGUAACUGAUGACGUGGACGAGGACCCCACCGGCACAAAGUCCCUCUGGGAUCGUGGUCUGCUAUCUGGAGCCUCCCAAAAGUCGGAGAACAUUUGCUCCUUCCACGUGGGAGAGAUCAUCAUGUCGCUGCAGAAGGCCACUCUUAUUCCCGGAGGAUCCGAGGCGCUGAUCUACUCCACCCUCAGCGGCACUGUGGGAGCCUUUGUUCCGUUUACCAGUCGCGAGGAUUACGACUUUUUCCAGCACCUGGAGAUGCACAUGCGCAACGAGAAUCCUCCACUGUGCGGUCGCGAUCACCUCAGCUACAGGAGCUCCUACUAUCCUGUGAAGAAUGUCCUGGACGGAGACCUCUGCGAGCAGUAUCUGUCCAUAGAUGCGUCCAAGCAGAAGAGCAUUGCCGGAGAUAUGUUCCGUACUCCGAAUCAGAUCUGCAAGAAACUGGAGGACAUACGCACGCGAUAUGCCUUCUAAGGUGGGUUUGGGGAAGGG